Molecule: messenger RNA, 753 nt
Organism: Coccomyxa subellipsoidea C-169
Lineage: Eukaryota; Viridiplantae; Chlorophyta; Trebouxiophyceae; Coccomyxaceae
Exons: 1
Coding region: 351-623 (90 amino acids)
Source: RefSeq, a predicted model, not a curated record
GCAGAGCUUUGGCUUGCUUCAGCAGUGGAUGUGAGCCGGGGGCUGCGACUGGUCUCAGACAUCAUGCAGGACACAUUGGCGGGGAUGCAGCGCACAGGCAUGCCUGCCUUCAGCAGUCAGGACCUGCCUGAUCUGUGUUUCACAGUUCUGGAGGCUCUGCACAGCAACCCCACGUUCCAGGGCUGCUUGACUCGAGGUGUGUCCCCUUAUAUUUUAGCCGCUCUUUUUCAGUAGUUUGACUUCAAGAAUGCGCGGAGUACCUCUGUUAUCAUGCCCGCUCUAGCAAGGCAGAAUCACUUUGGCUUGGCCGUCUUGCAAGCACUUCCAGAUGCGGCACCCAAACUUCAGACAUGCCUGGAAAGAAUGUCUACUACUUUAUAUUCUGCAUGUCCUGUAUCUACAGCCAAAUCAGCUUGCUUAGAGUUUCGGCGGAUUCCACUGUUCCUAUUGCAGGAGGCAGUCUGACCGCCGUUGCCAUAGUUGGCGCUGGAGUGCUCCUGUCUGAGAAACCAGAGCUCGGCUCAUGGCCUGGAGUCCUCUCAAUCCUAUCAGACUUUGGAGGCCACCCGCAGCAAGUAAUUCUGGCGCAGAUCAAGACAGUCAUGAUGUCCGUGCUGAGCUAGAAAGACCCAUGCAGAGCUGUGCUUCUAUCUACUACCUACUGCCUUUGAUGUGUUGCCAGAUGAUUCUGGCAAAAUAAUAGGCUGCUAGAUGUAAGAGGUAAAACCCCGUCCAAUGUGGACAGCAAACAUU